AUGGCACUAAUUCAAAAAGGGCUUCCACCCAAACUUGAAGAUCCUGGAAGUUUCUUUCUACGUUGUACCAUUGGCAGUAUAAUCAUCAACAAGGCAAUGUGUGAUUUAGGGGAAAUUAUCAAUCUAAUGCCCUCUUCUUUGGUGAAAAAGUUGUGCAUAGAGGAAGUGAAGCCAAUACAAAUGUCUCUAGAAUUGGUGGACAAGUCAGUGAUAUGUCCCAGGGGUGUGAUUGAGAACCUUCUAGUUAAGGUGGACAAAUUUAUAUUCCCUGCAGACUUUGUGGUCUUAGACUCAGAUGAGGAUGAAGGUGAUUCCAUUAUACUUGGAAGACCAUCCUUGGCGACAGCAAGGGCCAUUAUAGAUGUGGAGCAAGGAGAGCUGACCCUCAGAAUGCAUGAUGAAAGCAUCACCUUGAAUGUCUUUCUAGAAACACAACACAUUGAUGAAAAGAGAAACUGCGUGGAGACUGAUAAAAAAGACUUGCAAUGGAAGAAAAAAACCAACAAGACAAUCAUUGAUUACCUUCCAAAACAAGAUACAAACAACACAACAGGGCCAAAGGAGAAUGAAACUGUGUAG
Molecule: messenger RNA, 579 nt
Organism: Arachis duranensis
Lineage: Eukaryota; Viridiplantae; Streptophyta; Magnoliopsida; Fabales; Fabaceae
Exons: 1
Coding region: 1-579 (192 amino acids)
Source: RefSeq, a predicted model, not a curated record